AUGAGUUCUUUGAAGCAAUUCAUUCGCAAUGUGCGGGCUUCAAAGACCAUCGCCGAUGAGCGCGCAGUUGUACAGAAGGAAAGCGCUGCAAUAAGAGCAAGCUUCAGGGAAGAGAGCGGAGACUCUAAUGUCAGACGGAACAAUGUUGCGAAGCUCCUGUACCUCUUCACCCUUGGGGAACGAACCCACUUUGGCCAGAUCGAAUGUCUGAAGCUGCUGGCGUCGCCUCGAUUUGCAGAUAAAAGAUUGGGAUAUUUGGGGACGAUGCUUCUCCUGGAUGAGAACCAGGAGGUCCUGACUUUGGUCACGAAUUCAUUGAAGAAUGACCUCAACCACUCCAACCAGUACAUCGUCGGACUCGCCCUUUGUACCCUCGGAAACAUUGCCUCCGUUGAAAUGUCAAGAGAUCUUUUCCCCGAGAUCGAAACACUCCUCUCUACCGCCAACCCAUACAUUCGACGUAAAGCUGCUCUGUGCGCAAUGCGGAUAUGCAGGAAGGUUCCGGAUCUUCAGGAACACUUCCUUGAAAAGGCGGCGACGCUUCUUUCCGACCGAAAUCAUGGUGUCUUACUGUGCGGCUUGACAUUGGUUACAAGUCUUUGCGAGGCUGAUGAGGCUGAAGGAGGCGAAGAGGGCAUUGUGGAAAAGUUUAGACCAUUCACGGGAGCCCUCGUACGGACGUUAAAAUCGCUAGCAAGCUCCGGAUAUGCACCAGAGCACGAUGUCACUGGCGUGACAGACCCUUUUCUCCAAGUCAAAAUCUUGCGAUUACUACGGGUUCUAGGUCGUGGGGAUGCGCAGACAAGUGAGCAGAUCAAUGAUAUCCUGGCCCAAGUCGCAACCAAUACCGAUUCCUCGAAGAACGUUGGAAACUCUAUCCUCUACGAAGCCGUUCUCACUAUUCUCGAUAUCGAGGCAGACUCUGGACUGCGUGUUCUCGGCGUCAACAUCCUGGGCAAAUUCCUCUCCAACAGAGAUAACAACAUCCGUUAUGUUGCCUUGAAUACGUUGAUCAAGGUCGUUGCAGUCGAGCCCAACGCCGUGCAGCGACACCGAAAUACCAUCCUCGAAUGUCUCCGCGAUCCGGAUAUCAGCAUUAGGAGGCGAGCUCUUGAUUUAAGCUUUACUCUCAUCAACGAAAGCAACGUGAGAUUGCUAAUCCGGGAAUUACUGGCUUUCUUAGAGGUCGCGGAUAACGAGUUCAAGCCGAUAAUGACUAGCCAGAUUGGUAUCGCAGCGGAUAGGUUCUCUCCCAACAAACGAUGGCACGUUGAUACCAUGCUACGGGUUUUGUCACUUGCUGGCAACUAUGUCAAGGAGCAGAUUUUGUCAUCAUUCAUUCGACUCAUCGCAACGACCCCUGAGCUGCAAACAUAUACCGUACAGAAACUGUAUGCCAACCUGAAGAAGGAUAUCACUCAGGAGAGUCUUACCUUGGCUGGCGCAUGGUGCAUUGGAGAAUUCGGUGAUGCUCUUCUUCGAGGUGGUCAGUAUGAGGAGGAGGAAUUGGUUCAGGAAGUCAAAGAACAUGAGAUAGUUGAUUUGUUCACGUCCAUCUUGAACAGCAGCUAUGCCACUCAAAUCACAACUGAGUAUAUCAUCACAUCUCUGAUGAAACUCACCACCCGGUUUUCGGAUCCCUCACAGCUUGAAAGGAUUCGACGGAUACUACAAAGCAACUCGACCAGCCUUGAUGUCGAGGUCCAACAACGAGCCGUCGAAUAUGGCAAUCUGUUUGGGUAUGACGCAAUCCGAAAGGGGGUUCUCGAAAAGAUGCCCCCGCCACAGAUCAAAGAAGAGUCGAGAGUAUUUGGUGAAGCUGCCAAGAAGCCGAACAAAUCGGCCAAUCGAAAAUCGAAGAGCAUCAAGCCAGCAGAGCAGGACCUCCUGUUUGACCUUAUGGGUGACGGCGGCGUGGCAGCACCCGACAUCAGUGGCACUUUGAAUGGCUCUCAGAACAACACAGAUCUUCUUGCAGAUAUACUGGGCGGCAGCACCUCAGCUCCCGCCACCUCCCCGGCUCCCCAGCAAUCAAAUGUGAGCUCGAUUAUGGAUCUCUUUGAUAACCCGGGACCCCAACAACCCAAGGCAAAUGCGCCUCUCUCCUCGAAUAGCCAAUUUUCGGGCAUGUCCUCGCCACCACCUCAGGCCGCCCCUGUCUCCACUCCCACACAUACAUGCUACGAUAAGAAUGAUCUUAGCGUAGUACUACAGUUACAAAGAAAUGCAGAAGGUACCGUGCAGGUCAUGGCACGCUUCAGGAACAACUCGAUAAAUCAGUCACUGUCAAGUGUUUCUUUGCAGGCUGCUGUGCCCAAGACACAGAAACUUCAACUAAACGCUAUGUCGAGCUCGGAAUUAGCGCCGGGAGCUGAAGCAACCCAGUCAAUGCGAAUUAUGGGUAGCAAGGGACCACCAUUGCGAUUACGAUUGAAGAUUUCUUAUGCACAUCCUUCUGCAGGUCAAAUUACAGAUCAAGUAGAUUGGUCGGAACCCAGGUAA
Amorphotheca resinae ATCC 22711 is the source of this 2502-nucleotide messenger RNA. RefSeq lists its product as hypothetical. The transcript is spliced from 5 exons. The record is from RefSeq and is a predicted model, not a curated record. Bases 1 to 2502 code for a protein of 833 amino acids. Gene Ontology annotation, molecular function: clathrin-cargo adaptor activity. NCBI's taxonomy places the organism in Eukaryota, Fungi, Ascomycota, Leotiomycetes, Helotiales, Amorphothecaceae. Gene Ontology annotation, biological process: intracellular protein transport; receptor-mediated endocytosis; Golgi to vacuole transport. Gene Ontology annotation, cellular component: Golgi apparatus; membrane coat; AP-1 adaptor complex.